UGGCUUCAUGCUUCUUUGUCUGAAAGCGUUCUGCCCUAUGCUGUUGGUUGCCCCACUGCUAGAGACCUAUGGCUCACUCUAGAAAAAAGGUUUGCCAACCUCACACGCUCUCAUGUCCUCCAACUUAAAUCACGUCUUCAGACUCUUAAGAAAGGCUCUGCCUCCAUGCUUGACUAUCUCCAAUCCCUCAAACACAUUGCUGAUAGUCUUGCUGCUGCUGGUGCUCCUUUGGACACCUCUGACUUUCUUGCUCAUGCUCUCUCUGGUUUGCCCUCUGAUUACGAUGCCUUUGCCACCUCUAUCCGAGUUCGCUCUGACCCCAUUCAACCAGAAGAACUUCAUGGUCUCCUCCUCAGUGAGGAAAUUGCUGUUGAAAAUCGCCUGACUCACAUCCCUCCCUCUGAUUCCCACCUCCAUGCCUUUCAUGCCUCUCAAUCCUCUGCCUCUUCCGCUCCCUCUCCUCAUGCUCUCAACACAUCUUCUCAGUCCUCUCGCUCUUUCCCUCGUUCCCACUCUUCUUUCUCUUCCUCUCGGCCAAACAACUUCACCCCUCGACCCACACACUACAACUCCAACUUUUCUCGCAAACCAAAAUGCCAAAUAUGCUCCAAACUUGGCCACUCUGCCCUCACAUGCCGCCAACGCCUAAAUAUGGCUUUUCAAGGACCUACACCACCAUCUUCCCUUACUCAAAACACCACCCCCUCCAUCCUUGGCCCCUACAACCCAUCUGCCUCUUUCACCUCUUUCGCUCCUCCCUCAACCUCUACCACCACUUGGUAUGCCGACUCUGGUGCCACAAAUCAUAUCACCAACAAUCUUGCAAAUCUCUCCCUUCCUUCUCCUUAUCAAGGUAAUGAAAGUAUCACUGUGGCAAAUGGUCAACACAUGCCUAUCUCUCACACUGGACAACAACACGGGGACAACUCUCUAUCAAGGCCCUACUGAAGGACAUCUCUACCCCAUCAAGCUUUCAACUUCUCCAUUUCCUCUCACAUGUUUCAGCAGUCAAGUAUCUUCCACUUUAUGGCACCAACGCCUUGGCCAUCCCAACAAUCAAGUCCUUAUGCAGCUCAUCUCUAGCAAACAACUUCCAACCACACCUACAUCUGCCACUUUAUCCUUUUGUUCCUCUUGUCAAUUAGGAAAAAGAUCAAAGCUUCCUUUCUCUAAAUCAUCAUGUACUACAUAUUCUCCUUUGGAAUUAAUACAUUCUGAUUUAUGGGGACCCUCUCCAGCAGCUUCAU
Molecule: messenger RNA, 1247 nt
Organism: Prunus mume (Japanese apricot)
Lineage: Eukaryota; Viridiplantae; Streptophyta; Magnoliopsida; Rosales; Rosaceae
Source: RefSeq, a predicted model, not a curated record